GAUAUUGCCCCACCUCAGAGCAUCUAGACUAUGCCACUUUUAGCUCACACCGCUUUCACUAGCCACAACGGCUAACAGCCACAAUAUGCCAAGCUAAUGGCAGAAAAAAAGUUCUGAAGAUUAAACUUAUCAGAUAAAAAAAAGUUCAAUCCAAUCAACCAACCGAGUACAACAAAAUUCAAUUGCAACCGCGACAAUGGGUAAAAGCAAGUUAAAAGUCGCUCUCGCAGCAGAGAAAGGUGUCGAUUUCAAGAAAUUGAAAGAGAAGAAGAAGUAUAAGGAGAGGACCAAGAAGCGGCAAGAGAGAGGCAUCAAGAAUGGAGGGGCACCCAAACCAGAUGCUGCCGAUGAAGACGAUAGCGACUGGGAGGCCGUCGAUGAAGAGGAAGAGGAAGAAGUCGAGGUCGGCGCAUCAAUUAUAGAUGACGAAGCUGAAGAGGUCGACGACGAUGACGAUGACGAAGAAGAAGAAGAGGGUUCUAUCGACUUCGCAGCCGUGGAUGAAAGCAACGACUCCGACUCUUCCAUAGAUCUUGAGGAAAAGAUAGAGCGCCCGCGAAAAUCUGCGUUAAAGGCUAAAAAUGCUAAGCCAAAUGGAGAAAAGAAGAACAACAAGAAGAAGCCCGUUGAGGAGGAGGAUGAAGAAGAGGACGAAGAGGAAGAUGAUGAGGACAUACCUAUGUCUGACCUCGAAGACCUUCCUGAAGAAGAGAAGGAAGACUUAGUCCCGCACUCCCGCCUCACCAUCAACAACACCACCGCACUUCUCGCUUCGCUAAACCGAAUAUCCCUACCUACCGACAAAUCAGUGCCCUUCGCGACGCACCAGAGCAUCGUCGGCGUCGAGCCCACCGCCGACGGCAUCGAGGACAUCCAAGACGACCUAAAGCGCGAACUUGCCUUCUACGCGCAGAGCCUAGACGCCGCGAAGCGCGCGCGCGCCCUGCUAAAAGCCGAAGGCGUUCUGUUCUCGCGACCGACCGACUACUUCGCCGAGAUGGUGAAGGACGACGGACACAUGGAGAAAGUGAAAGCAAAGCUCGUGGAAGAAGCCAGCGCGAAGAAAGCGUCGGCGGAAGCCCGCAAGCAGCGCGACCUGAAGAAAUUCGGCAAACAAGUCCAGGUAGCCAAGCUACAAGAGCGACAGAAAGCCAAGCGCGAGACGCUUGAGAAGAUCAAGACGCUGAAGAGGAAACGUCAAGAAUCCUCCACCGACGUCGGCGCAAAAGAAGCCGACCUCUUCGACGUAGGCGUAGACGCCGAGCUCAGCGCGCACAACGCCAAGCGCGCCUUCUCGCGGGGCAAAGACGGCGAGCGCUCCACCUCCUCCUCAGGCCCAAAUAACAAGCGGCAGAAGAAAAACGAAAAGUACGGGUUCGGCGGCAAGAAGCGAAAUGCCAAGUCCGGGGACGCCGUCAGCUCUGGCGACCUGAGCUCCUUUAACGCGCGCCGCAUGAAGAGCAGUUUUGGCGGGCGAGGGGGUAGGGGAGGUGCUGGUGGUGGGGGGAGGGGUGGAGGAAGGCCGGCCGGGAGGUUGGGGAAAAGUCGCAGGAAUGCUGGGGCUGGGCGACGAUGAGUGUAUCUACCUAGGUUGACAAGAAGCAAAGAAAGGAGAGGGGAAGGGAGGAAGGGGUGGUCUAAAAGUGCAUCGCGGGAUGUAAGAAAAAUAGGGUUAGGUUAAUACGCGGAAUUUAGUCUUUAGCUGAGGUUCGUAGAGAUACCAAUCGAGGAGCCUCGCAUUGUGCCAUGCGGA
Messenger RNA from Annulohypoxylon maeteangense, 1753 nucleotides. Its product is annotated as Ebp2-domain-containing protein. The record is from RefSeq and is a predicted model, not a curated record. Lineage: Eukaryota; Fungi; Ascomycota; Sordariomycetes; Xylariales; Hypoxylaceae. The transcript has 2 exons. Gene Ontology annotation, biological process: rRNA processing; ribosomal large subunit biogenesis. The coding region runs from base 197 to 1576 and encodes 459 amino acids. Gene Ontology annotation, cellular component: nucleolus; preribosome, large subunit precursor; nuclear periphery.